Molecule: messenger RNA, 1272 nt
Organism: Oryza brachyantha (malo sina)
Lineage: Eukaryota; Viridiplantae; Streptophyta; Magnoliopsida; Poales; Poaceae
Product: prostaglandin E synthase 2
Exons: 6
Coding region: 104-1081 (325 amino acids)
Cellular component (GO): mitochondrion
Molecular function (GO): prostaglandin-E synthase activity
Source: RefSeq, a predicted model, not a curated record
GCCACCGAGGAGGCAAGGAGCUGCCUCCCCAAAACCGUUUCAUCCGGCGCCGGCGAGGCAACCAGGCCGAAACCCUAGCUACUAGCCCCAUUCGCUCGCCAAGAUGAGGUCGAUCCGCGCGGCGCAAGCUCUAUCCUCCCGCACGCUCCUCCUCUCCUCGCGCGCUCUCCAUGGGGCCGCCGCCGCCGCCGCCUCCACUGCCACGUCCGCGGGGCCGGGCGGGAGGAGGUUGGGCGCCCAGCCGCUGCCCCUUUCCCAGGCAGCAUCGUCAUCCUCCUCGCGGGCCAUGCCGGGGGGGAUCGCUGGGGCCGUCUCCUUCUCCCUGACCUUCGCGACGAUGGCGGCGGCGGAGGCCAAGGCCAAGGAACGGCCGCCCCUGGAUCUGCUGCCGCAGAACGUGGUUCUGUACCAGUACCAGGCGUGCCCCUUCUGCAACAAAGUCAGAGCUUUCCUAGACUAUCAUGAUAUACCCUACAAAGUUGUGGAAGUGAAUCCGUUGAGUAAGAAGGAAAUCAAGUGGUCUGAGUACAAGAAGGUCCCAAUACUGACAGUGGAUGGUGAACAGCUGGUUGAUUCAUCAGAUAUAAUCAAUAUAUUACAGCAAAGGAUCCAUCCUGAUGAUAAAGUCAGUAAUGAAGAGGAAGAAAAAUGGCGCAGGUGGGUUGAUGAGCACCUUGUGCAUGUCUUGUCUCCAAAUAUAUAUCGGACAACUUCAGAGGCAUUGGAAUCUUUUGAUUAUAUUUCAAAACAUGGCAACUUCAGUUUUACAGAGAGGUUUGCUGUGAAGUAUGCUGGUGCUGCAGCAAUGUACAUGGUGUCUAAGAAACUAAAGAAAAAGUACAAUAUAAUCGAUGAGCGUGCUUCAUUGUAUGAUGCUGCCAACACAUGGAUGGAAGCCCUUAAUGGAAGGGAUUUUCUAGGUGGCUCCAAGCCUAACUUGGCAGAUCUUGCAGUAUUUGGUGUUUUGAGACCUAUCCGAUACUUGAGAGCUGGAAAAGAUAUGGUUGAGCAUACUCAAAUUGGUGAGUGGUACCAACGUAUGGAAGAUGAAAUUGGACAACCAUCGAGAAUCCAGGAGUAGAACAAAUUAGUAGAUUUCUUUUUGGCUAUUUAAGUCUGACCAUUUCAAGCGGUGGGGAAUAUAUGUGCGAGGCAUUGAAGUUAUGAAAAUUUUGCAGAAUUUUAGUUAGAAUGUAAUAAUGCGACGUGAUAUACCAAGUUAUUACUCACAGAAUUGAACAUGAACAAGAGGAAAGGAACUCUCGCUUGCUG